Messenger RNA from Somion occarium, 2106 nucleotides. The record is from the annotation of a GenBank genome assembly. Lineage: Eukaryota; Fungi; Basidiomycota; Agaricomycetes; Polyporales; Cerrenaceae.
GAUCAAUUACACGAUGCAUAGAGCUUAUGAAUUCGAUAUAUUUCCUCUUUCCACCAAAGUCCUUCCCCAAGCAGUUAGGCGCCUCUGCAACGAUCUUCAAAUUCAAUUUGAUUUGAGCAAGCAACUCGGAGCUAAAAUUCAGCCUUCCCAUUUUCACAUCUCGCUUUGCAGUAAUGCGUCUCUGAGUCUACUACGCCGGGUUAUCUGUUCAAGAGGCACGGCUCUCAUAAGUCAUGAUCUUUUCGUUGUUCCAUAAUCCCCAGCACCGAGAGGAACGAGCUGAAGCUCUUGUCUUGCUCCGUAAAGAAUCUCUCGACAUAUACAAUCGGCUCCAUUCCAUCGCAGAAGAUAUUAAGUUUGUUGAGGACGUAUGCCAGAGCUAUCCGGAUCUGCCUGUCCUGCCAAAUCUCCGCUGCGGCGCAUGGUAUGUGGAUCCAAAGCUGAUGCGACAUGCGGGUGCCUAUUUUAAGUCAACAGAUGGGCAUACGAACAACUGGAGUUUCAACCUGAGGCGUCCUAACCUGCAUCUCCUUUCCACCGUCAUACAUUGUCAUGGCAUCAUACUAGUAGACUCUACUAGGGCGGGGAAGCGCAUGCCUGAUGCGCUUUCGAAAACCAUACCGAUCUGGUGCUCAGUAAUCAACAAGGCGAUCAGGAAACUUUACACCAAAGAUGCAGAUUGGGACACACACUUUUACUGUCCUCCAGGAGUAGUAAGUGCUCAAGAACAGUCCCAGAUUGAGACUCGCCUCGACGACUGGGCAACUUCACUAGCAGAAUCCUCGUAUUCACUUCCAAUCCUUCCUCUUCCGCUUAGACCAAUGUGGAUCACACCGUCUGCCUCUACAUUUCCUCGAUUGCCUCCUACCAGCGAAGCACAAUUUUUUCCAAUCAUAUGCGUGUCCGCUUCCAAACAGAUCCAGGAAGGAAUUGAACGACGGUCACAAGGAUUUGCGUAUGUACAAGGGUCUGGGGAUGACCAUGAACUAUGGGGACUUGGAUUGACACCGCAAAUUUUCUGGCAACAUCAGGACCAACUUCUUUCGGCCACUCGUGGAACUUUACCCGAGGUGGUAAAGACCCUGGUGGCAAGUUCACCGCACCGACAACACGAAGAUUGGUUAAAACCUCCUACACCCAUAUCCAAAGUGGGAGGGCGACUCCUGAUAUGCGCUAUUGCUGAUGUCCCUUCCGGUCUUCCCCCGCAUCUUCCCAACUCCGACGACCGAAUAGCAUAUGUUAUAGUUACAAAUGAACCCACUGCUUUCGACGACGCUGUUGGCAAGGACGAGUUCGAACGGAAAGACGUGCUUGUGCUCUCCAUGCAAGAGGGUAAGAGAGGGCAAGCGCAAUUUCUGCAGACUGUUCUACCCAGAGCGGUUCCGUUCAUAGGAACCUAUAUCAUGGGUGGGACUAAAGUCUGCAUUUGUUGUCACAACGGAAAAGAUGCGAGCGUAGGCGUCGCAUUGGCAGUUUUGCAGAUGUAUUUUGACGACGACGGUAGGAUACUUGCUGUUAAACAACAAGAGGACCUAUGUCGGCAUGCGAACAAACAGUCGAUCGCCACUCGCCUGCAGUGGAUCAUUUCAAGUCGACCUGAAGCAAACCCUUCUCGUGUCACGUUGAAGCGAGUGAACGAGUUCCUGCUAACUCCACCACAGUUCUUACGUACUAUCCUCGACGGUUCCAGCUUAGUCUAAAUCUUCGCGUCUUCGAUGUAAAGGUAUGUACGGAUAGAGCAAUUAACAGCGUAUGCGUGGCUGUAUGGUGCCUCCGUCGAUAAUGGUACAUAUAUAGUAGCAUAAGUCAGCUCAAGAAUAUGGUACGCGAUGUGUGCUAUGAUCCUCAUUGUGCUGUUUACUCUGAAAUAGUCUGCAAGGUCCUACUCCAUUCGACGACCUUGGGAUGUGCCUUGACCUGUGAAUAAUAUGAACGACCGACUGAUGAUAUAGCUCAAUAAUGCUCUGACCUUUGCCGGAUCGAAAUGCAAGACCUGGAGUCCCUCUAAAGACGUCGCGCGCGACAGAGCGACAUAUGCCUGACCUGAGAGACAAAACGUUAUAGAUAUACUUCGGUAACAACGUCAAUCAAUAGCAUACCUUUCUC